AUGCCCGGCCGACGGACCUCCAACAACGUGCUCGUCCAGUCCAAGAGCCAAAUGUACGCGGCGCACCCUGGUGCUGGCCAGGGCCAUACGCUCUACGCCAAGGUGAGCGCCCAUAUACAGCAGGUCUGGAUCUUUGGCGCCUACGUGCUCGGUAUCAUCGUCGUCGUGCUCGUCUGCAUCGACGCCCUCUUCAACAACUGGGCCAUCAACAACUUUGUGGGCAACGGCUACACGUACUUGACGGCGGUCGCCACGAUCACGAGCUCGAGUCAGCUCGCGAGUCUCUACGCCUUUCCCAAGGGCUGGAGCCUCCGCGACGUCUCCAACAUUGGCGCCUGGAACAUGAACUACACGCUCGCGAACCUCGUAACGCCGAGCAACCCCAACAUCUACCUCCUCGACGCUGGCACGUUCAUCAUGGACGCGAAAUUUGCCACGUUUUGCACCAUCUUCAAGAAGACGUACCCCGUGGACCUUGCGAACGGCAACCCGCAGCUCGGUGUCGUGCAAGAUGCCAUCACGUUUUUGCGCGGCAACGCAUUUACAAUCGCGUUCACCGACGAAAGCACGGCCAACCUCGCGAACGGCUCGAUGGGCCAUCGCCAGCUCGGCGCCUUGGGGUAUACCCCAACGCGGCAACAGACCGAUAUGCGCCUCACCGAGCCGAUCCCGGUCAAGAACGUCUCGACGCCGCAGGUGUUGAACGUGUCCUUUUACCGGUACCAGCCAAAGUGCUUUUGCACCGGGUGCGUGCCGAUCGCUAGCUUUGGCUACGCGUCGUGCGAGCUUACGAUGGUGUACAAUACGACCGCCAAGACGCUCAAGAUCACCAAUACGACGCACGUCGAAGGUGCGACGUGGUCCAACGGGCUCAUGCUCCAGCAGAGCGUCUUUAGCUUGUUCUCCAACUACCUCAAGUGCAUCGCGCUGCUCUUUGCGCUCGGCGGCUACAUUGCGAGCCGACGCACGAUCCAGUGGCAAGACGCCGACGUGCAUUCGAUCCAGUCGGUGCUGCGCGGCCUCGUCAAGACGGUCCUGCCCGAGAAGUACCCGUACGUCUCGAACGCGCUCCGCUUUGACAUGUUUUGCUACAACUCGGACAUCUUUGUGCUGCUGUAUACGGCCGGCGUCAUCUUUGAUAUGGGUCAUGGCAUCAUGUUUAUCCGCGAAGUCAACUGGUUCAACCAACUCAACGCAGACCCGUGGAUGUCGAUCCAGACGUUUGCGCUGAGUACGCGCUUGCUCUGGCUCAACUGCGCGUUUCUCAAGGCGCUCAAGGUGCUCGUGAACCUUGUGUCGAGUGCGAGCUACUGCGGCGAGAGCAAGCUCAUGGGCUUGUGCAACUUCACCAGCGUCACAUCCUUGUAUCUGAGCGCGGUGUUGCUCUUUUACGUACCCGCGUUCAUCGAGUACAACAACAGCACGCGCCAAGACCUCACGAUGGCCGUCCAGAAGCUCGACGGUGUCUUUAUCAACUUUUACAGCAGCUUUUACAUCCGUGUCAGCGGCGCGAUCGCUGGCGGUUUGAUUCUCAACAUUCUCUUGGUCGUCGGCCUCGACCAGCUUCUCAACCGGUCGUUUUGGAAAUUGAUGGCGACCAACUCGCUCGCACGCCAAGCCAUGUACAACUCGACGUCGAUCCUCAUGGACUAUAUCACUGACAUUGAUCCGCCGAUGCUACAGCGGUCGAUGGCCAUCAUGCGCUGCAAGGCGCGCCGGCUCUGCACGCUGCAGUGGUUCUUCAUGUCGCACUUGACCACGUUUGGGUUGCCCGAGAAGGAACUCCGCAACAAGCGGCAGAACGUUCCGCAGCACAACGCCACCAUCAACAGUACGACGUUGGUCAGUCCAUCCAACACAGCCGACGGCCACGACCGCUUGCAGUCGGUCAACGACCGGUUCGCGUCAGCGAUUGAAAAGCCGAACACCGAGGACCGGCACCUCGUCGUGCAAGACAAAGCCCACCACAUCCAUUUGCUCGACGCCGACUUGCACGACGUCAAGACACUCAUGUUCAACAUCAAGAUUCUCAAAAACACCGAUGUGUCCAUCUAUUGA
Messenger RNA from Saprolegnia parasitica CBS 223.65, 2058 nucleotides. RefSeq lists its product as hypothetical. Bases 1 to 2058 code for a protein of 685 amino acids. The record is from RefSeq and is a predicted model, not a curated record. The transcript has a single exon. Lineage: Eukaryota; Oomycota; Saprolegniomycetes; Saprolegniales; Saprolegniaceae.